AUGUCUUCCGAGACUCGAUUUCAUCAGGGCGUGGCCCCGUCUCUGCGCGUAGGGGAUGCUCGUGCUACUGUCUCAGUACACGCUCUUUCCUGCGGUCACUUCACCCUCCCAGAGUACCAGUUCGUCCAUCCUAUCUCACGAGACGCACGCAAAACCGUACCAUCCCUUGCGUUCCUCAUUCAGCAUCGAGACCAAAACACCGACAAACUGACACGGAUUGUCUUCGAUCUCGGGUUGCGGAGGGACGUGAAAAGAUACGCAGCCCCAAUACAGAGACACAUCGAAACGCGACAGCCUAUGAUUACUGAUCCAGAUGUCACUAAGAGCCUGGCACAGGGUGGACUGAAACCUGAGGAUAUCGAUUACGUGAUAUACUCACAUGUACACUGGGAUCACAUCGGCGAGCCGCGCGCCUUUCCCACCUCGACUUUCGUCGUUGGACAUGGCUCACGUGCAUUACUGAGUAGUACGCCCUCUUCACUUCGUGGUGGGCAUUCAUUCUUCGAGUUCGAUCUUCUACCUGAAAAUCGGACUGUAGAGCUAUCCAACCCUUCUAUCCAUGGUUCGAAGAAACAUAAAGCGCCUGGCGUUCUUGAACUCGACGGGCCGUGGCAAGCAUGUGGGAGCCUCCCACACACCCUUGAUGUCUUCAACGAUGGAUCGCUGUUGAUCGUUGAUGCACCUGGACAUCUUCCAGGUCAUAUCAAUUUGCUAGCAUGGGUUUCGCCGGACCACCGGAUUUGUCUAGCCGGAGAUGCCUUCCAUGACAAGCGGUUGAUGACUGGCGAGAAGGUGAUUGGCGAAUGGGAUGAUGCGCAUGGACGUGUAUGCUGUAUUCAUGCAGAUCGAAGAAAAGCCGAGCAAACUAUCGACAGGAUCAGAACACUUGAGAAAGAGGGAGUGGAAAUCAUCUUCGCGCAUGAUGUUGAGUGGGAGAACGAGCUAUGUAACCAGACACGAUUCUUUGGUGCUGCGUAG
Dothidotthia symphoricarpi CBS 119687 is the source of this 978-nucleotide messenger RNA. Its product is annotated as Metallo-hydrolase/oxidoreductase. The record is from RefSeq and is a predicted model, not a curated record. The transcript is spliced from 2 exons. Bases 1 to 978 code for a protein of 325 amino acids. Lineage: Eukaryota; Fungi; Ascomycota; Dothideomycetes; Pleosporales; Dothidotthiaceae.